Adelges cooleyi (spruce gall adelgid) is the source of this 2111-nucleotide messenger RNA. RefSeq names its product TOM1-like protein 2. The record is from RefSeq and is a predicted model, not a curated record. Gene Ontology annotation, cellular component: membrane; endosome. Gene Ontology annotation, biological process: signal transduction. Gene Ontology annotation, molecular function: phosphatidylinositol binding; ubiquitin binding; clathrin binding. The coding region runs from base 231 to 1679 and encodes 482 amino acids. The transcript is spliced from 12 exons. NCBI's taxonomy places the organism in Eukaryota, Metazoa, Arthropoda, Insecta, Hemiptera, Adelgidae.
UUGGUUGAAUUGAAAUAUAGGAUUUUCGAACGAUGAUACCUUUUGCGAUUGUCAAUGUUUAUCUACAGCCACUGUAAUAAUUGUUCUGGUGCAGCUAGUUUUUGCGUUUUACCUGUGUUGUUUAUUUGAUUUUUUUCUACACAACACCGUGAACCGCAAUAUUGUUUUGUUUGGUUUUUUAAUUUUAUCCAUUUCGUCUCAUUCCGUGUACCGUAAAUUUAAAAAUAAAAAUGGCUACGUUGUUUGGCGUAUCGUUGAAUCCGUUUUCGACACCAGUAGGCGAGAAAAUCGAAUUAGCCACCGAUGGAGGUUUGGCUUCAGAAAAUUGGUCGUUAAAUAUGGAGAUAUGCGAUAUGAUCAACGAUACAGAAGAAGGCCCCAAAGACGCAGUGAAGGCAAUACGUAAAAGAUUAUCGCAAAACGCUGGCAAAAAUCACAAAAUCAUCAUGUACACUCUUACGGUUUUAGAAACGUGUGUGAAAAACUGCGGUAAACGAUUUCACAUUCUCGUAUGUAAUAAAGAAUUUGCUCAAGAACUGAUUAAAUUAAUCGGGCCUAAAAACGAUCCACCGUCGAUUGUGCAAGAUAAAGUCUUGAGUCUUAUUCAAAGUUGGGCCGACGCGUUUCGCCAUCAACCAGAACUUCAAGGUGUUUAUCAAGUGUAUCGGGAACUUCGUCAGAAAGGAAUUGAAUUUCCCAUGACUAAUCUCGACACUAUGGCUCCUAUACAUACACCGCAUAAAAGUUAUUCUGAAGAACCGAGUGCAGUAGUAGCGAGUACAUUCCCAAGUGAACCGACCAAUGAUCAAUCACUUAGGCCGGAACAGUUCUAUAAAUUGAAUUCUGAUUUGGAACUAGUUCGCGGCAAUAUGACUGUAUUGAACGAAAUGCUGACUGAGCUACAACCCGGAAAAGAAGAUGCGUCGGACGUGCAAUUAUUAACUGAUCUCUACACCACUUGUAAAGCAAUGCAAGAAAGAAUCGUUGAACUACUCGCUAAAUUAUCAGACGGAGAACUUACCGAACAGCUGUUGUUGGUCAAUGACGAUUUAAAUAACUUAUUUUUACGGUACAGUCGAUACGAAAAGAACCGAGACGCUGGUGGCAGUGUUGUGGACGGUGGUUCUUCAAUAAAAACCACAGAUUUACUUCAAGAUUUCAUAGAUCAGCCUGUUGCGACUACAUCAAAUCAGUUCUCAAAAUUAAGUCUGGGUACCGAGACGUUAAAACCUAAUCCACCCGCAGACUUACUGACUAGUAUACAAUCGGAUGACUUUGAUAUGUUCGCUCAGUCUAGAUCUGCGUCGUACGAAAACACCAAAAUCGGUGGAAGUAGUUACGAUGCAAAUUUAAUGCCGGAUCAAGUCGACAGUUUAGCCUCGUUGACACAAGCUCGAUCCCAAAACGUAACGACAAAAGAUGAUCGUGCACACGAAGAAGUCAUCAGGAUGCACAGUGAACAAGACUUUGACGAAAUAGCCGCUUGGCUCAACGAGAAUCCUGGAGCUAACAUACGAACGGGCGGCGGAGAAGUCGAAGAAUCGUUGUCGAGCAGUGAAUUUGAACGAUUCUUGGCAGAAAGGGCGGCCGCUGCUGAGAAUUUAACCGCCGCCGGAUCUAAUCCGACUGAACCUAGAAGUAGUAAAGAAAAGCAAAAAAACCCAAUGUUUGCUUUGUAAUUUGGUUUUUAAAUUGCCAAUAGUUAAUCGUAAAGACCAAUGCAAUUUUUAUUGUAAAUUCUAAAUCAUUAAUUUGUUUGUAUCGUAAAAUCGUAAGUACAAUUAUUAAAUCUUAUUAGAUAUACAUAUUUUGUUGUCUUCGAAUAAACUUUCUAGUUUCUAGUAUGAUAAUCUAUUAACUGUAUCAAUGUAUGCCUAGAUUGAGAAUUUUUUUUUUUUUUAAUGUAUCUUUUCCAAAACAAUGGGUUUAAAAAAUAUAACUUGUGAUUUUUUUUCUUCAAAUUUUAAAUUAACUCGUGAUAGAAUAAUAAUCAUUAUUUCAAGUUGAUGUGUUAUUUUUUUUUUUUUUAACGCAGUGAAAUAUUACACAAUAUUAAUUGUACAUUCCAUCAUUUAUUUUAUUAUUUAGCGUUUAAGUCUAAUAUCGUUGAA